Molecule: messenger RNA, 3166 nt
Organism: Syngnathoides biaculeatus (alligator pipefish)
Lineage: Eukaryota; Metazoa; Chordata; Actinopteri; Syngnathiformes; Syngnathidae
Gene: spice1
Product: spindle and centriole associated protein 1
Exons: 18
Coding region: 346-2463 (705 amino acids)
Biological process (GO): mitotic spindle assembly; metaphase chromosome alignment; regulation of centriole replication
Cellular component (GO): spindle; centriole; centrosome
Source: RefSeq, a predicted model, not a curated record
UCGCGUACGUGACGACAGCACAGGGAAGUGGCGCGGGACGAUUGAAAAACUGUCAGGCGACAAAAUAGGAAAGCCGAGUUUGAAACCCGUUACUCGGACAGCGUUUUGUGGCGUAUUUAAGUUUUUUUUUUUUAAAUAAUUCGCCAGUCUGCAACAAACGCCGCGGUUCUUUUACGUUUGGAAGUUAGCGCAAACUUCAGGCAUUAGCUAGCUAGCUGUGAAAGUGGCUACCGGCGAACGCUAGCUACCGGCUUUGCUAUCACAUUCUUCAAUUAAUUUAUUUUCUUUACUUUGGGGAACAAACAAACAAACUGUGUAUUCGUGUCAAAUAGCACUUUCUCGAAUAUGUCAUUCGCCAGAGGAGGGUGUCGACCACAGCACGGCAAGGGUUUGAAAAAGCCCCUUCGCCACAAGAAGUCAACUGCCAAUCACCAAAAAGAGUGGGUGAGCACCAUCAGCGACCUGUCAGUGCACAAGCUGACCCCCGCAGAGCUGAGUCAUCGGCACGAGAUCCGCAAGUCCCACAACAAGGCCGCCGCUCAGUGGGAGUUGCGAGAGAAAGCCCUGAAAGCUCGCCUCAGGCAGGUUGGAAGUAGUCCCCUGGACAAGGCGGGUCAAGCAAUCAUAAGAGAGGUGUUCUCUGACAAGCUGCUGCUGCAGGAUGUGCUGGCCCGCUCCGACAGAGCCAUGGCGAUGGUCAAAGACCUAUUAGGGGAUCCACCGCGCAGGCGUACUGGACAUCCCACUGUGACGGUGGCCCCAAACCCGGACUCUACUUUUUUCCGGAGAUCCAUUGACCUGUCAUCCCUCAGUGAUUCCAUGUUGGAUCAACAGGCUCUCACUGAACCAGAGGAAGAAGACUACUACAGUGAUGAAGACCCUGCAGACGGAAGGCUAUUCCAGAGGAGUAUAAAGUUGAAGAAUAAGAUGGGCGCGAUGCAGCGCCAACGUUUCCAUCGUGGUGUCUCUGAGCACAGAUGUAUGAGUCCUUUAUCUCCCAAGACACCAGCCAGACCACCAGCCCACACUGCUCUCAAUGCCACGGCAAUUGUCCAGCGUGUACGCUCCAGACACAAGCACUCUGUGGAAGCCGAUGAGGAGUCUUCCUUCGUGAUGUCACAAGUCCUCAACCCUCAUCUUUCUCCCAAGCAUCCAGGGACCUGCCCCUCCGCCAGGACCAGGAAGCGCGCCUGCAAGACGGCCGAGUUGAACGGCUCCCCCGCGGCCCCCCUCACCCGGGAGCAGUCCGGACUGGGCCUGCUGCAGGCCAUGCUGGCCCAAGUGGAGCUCGACUUGGAUUCUCUGAGUCCGCCAGCGUCGACGCAGAGCCGCCGACGCCCAGGACAAGGCCUCACCGGCUUCUCUGUGGCUUUGGUUUCCACACUGGCGCGCCUGGUGCACCUCCUCAAAAAUCGAGAACGCGACGCUGAGAGCGCGGCCGAGGUGAGACGCAAGCUCGAGGAGAAGCUGAGAGAGCAGCGAGAUCUGAUCGACGCUCUCACCGCGGAGACCAUGACCCUGAGAGAGGAAACCUCCUGCCUGCAGGCAGAGUUCCAACAGCGGACAGCCGAGCUGGAGAGGAAGUUGAACUCUGUGGUGUUGGCGAUGCCAACGGACCUCGGCCAACCGCAAGGCUCCGAUGUCGUAGCUACAGUUCAACAGUCUGUUGCCGAGCGACCACUAGUUUCCGUAUCUCCUGCCAUCCAGCUCUCCUCACCUGGACAGGGAAAUGCCAGGCAGCCGAUUCCUGAGCCAGAUCUGGGUGCCUGCAACAAGCCCAGAGCCAACUGCCCGACGUCCAAUCUCACCAGCAUUCCCGUCACGUCGAGACUCUCUCCGGAGGCCCUGGAAACGGAGAUCAACGAGCUCUGCCGAGUCAGAGACGUGAUCAGAGCUCAGCUGAUCCGAGCUCAGAGCGUCACGGGGUCGCAUGCCAGGAGUAGCGGCGUGGAGCAGAACUGCGAGGGGUCCGGCGGCAUAGGCGGAUUGACGCCUGACAGAACGCCAAGCACUCCCAAAGACAUCGAUCAACGGAAUCAUCAGGGGGCUUUUACUAACAACAGCGCAAGUAUUGUGCAGCAGCGCCUCCUGGAGCUCAAUAGGGAAAGCGCAGCAGCCAGGGGACGACUGCUGGAUCUCAUCGAGCAGCAGAAGCGGACCGUCACCGCCAGAGUGUCCCCGUGCGGCUCCCCCGUUCCCCCCUCGGCCUUCAGUCCGCCACCAUCAGGUGCGAAUGGAAGCGCUGACGGAUCCCUCCGAAUGCUGGCAGACGAAAGACGAUUGCUCCAGUUCUUCCUGCUGCCGUUUCCGGCAUCUCACCAUCAAUUAAUUUAUGAUCAGCUGGUUUGCAAGUGCAUUUUCGGCAUUAGGAAGAGGCGCACAGAAGGAUGGAAACGCGCAGCAAAGAGACAAAUGGCGAGUGCAGGACGAGAAGAGGACUUUGGGGAAAAAAAAAAGUCCUAAUUAUUUUAAAUAUUGCAGUGUCAUUUCUACAGUUAUACUGCUUUUACCGGUUGUGCUGCGUGCUGCGUUGAUGAGUGAUGACAAGGUUUCUUACUUUAAUUUGGUCGCUUUUGCAGUCCGCUCAACGCUUCAGUGCUGAUGACGUGACAACUGAUAGGCAUGAGGACUGCUGAUCUCGCGUGUGUGCAGUGAGGCAGAAGGUGAUGUAGUGCAGUGCAAUGUCAGUAGGUGGCAACAUGGAGUCACUCUUAAAGAAGUACUCAACAUCUGUUUAUGGUUGUUUUUUUUUUUUUUUUUUUUUUUUUAAUUGUCAUAAGACAUGCGUGGAAAAAUUGACAUUUUUUUGAAGUAUCAGGAAGAACUGGAGUGGACAAACCUGAUUGUUCACGAAUCGCAAAUUUUAGAUUGUGUAAAAUUGGUUACUUUUUAUUUGAAAUAAUUUAUGAUUUUUGUUUUGUUUUGAACAAAUUCAUGUAAUUAUACAUUGUUUAAUUUUUAUGAAUGGUUGGUUAUUUUGUUUUAUUUACAAUAAAUCAGUUAAUGAGUAUUUUAAUGGACCCUGUUAUGACAAAAAUUGCUAAAUUGAUGCAAAUAUAUCUAAUACAAGUAUUACGUCACUCUUGAUAAAUUAAAUGUAAAUAUGAAUUUAAGAAAAGUGUCAUAAUAUGAUGCCCACCCCUUGAUAAAUUAAAUGUAAAAAUGA